This is a messenger RNA of Antrostomus carolinensis (chuck-will's-widow), 1278 nucleotides long. It is a transcript of the gene WIZ, whose product is annotated as WIZ zinc finger. Gene Ontology annotation, biological process: regulation of transcription by RNA polymerase II. The annotation marks the transcript as partial. The transcript has 4 exons. NCBI's taxonomy places the organism in Eukaryota, Metazoa, Chordata, Aves, Caprimulgiformes, Caprimulgidae. Gene Ontology annotation, molecular function: RNA polymerase II cis-regulatory region sequence-specific DNA binding; DNA-binding transcription factor activity, RNA polymerase II-specific. Gene Ontology annotation, cellular component: nucleus. The record is from RefSeq and is a predicted model, not a curated record.
GCAGCCUCCCGAGCCGACCCGGUACGAGAUAUCCGUUGCGAGUUUUGCGGCGAAUAUUUCGAGAACCGCAAAGGUUUGUCGAGUCACGCUCGAUCCCACCUCCGCCAGAUGGGGGUGACCGAGUGGUCGGUUAACGGUUCACCCAUCGACACCUUACGGGAGAUCCUCAAGAAGAAAACCAAACCUUGCGUUAUCAAGAAAGAACCUCACACUUCCAGCAUUGAACCUCCUAAAUCUUUCGGGGAGGAAGGGACGGAUCCCAAAUCCCCUGGGAAAAUCCUCCAGGGAAUGGCUCUGCCUCCUCUGGGCGGGCGGACGGGGAAACCCAACCCCGGUAGUUCCACUUUGAACCGGGAGAUCUCAUUGUCACCUCUCACCAGCAAACCCCAAGGUGGUUUCCUGACGCCGUUAUCCGCCAAACGACCGUUACCGGAUGAUCGGUUGGGUCCUCACGCCGAAGUCAAGCACAAGGCGUACAUCCAAACCGAGCUGCCUUUCAAAACCAAAUCCGUGCACGACAAACCUGCGCACACGUCCGGCGAAGAUUGCUGCGAGCUGUGCGGCCUCUACUUCGAAAACCGCAAAGCCCUGGCCAGCCACGCGCGGGCGCAUCUCCGGCAAUUCGGCGUCACCGAAUGGUGCGUUAACGGUUCACCCAUCGAGACCCUGAGCGAAUGGAUCCGACAUCGACCUCAAAAAGCCGGCGCUUACCGGAGUUACAUCCAAGGCGGGCGGCCCUUCACCAAGAAAUUCCGUAACUCUUCCCACGCCCGGGAUCACGACGGCGGGGGCGGCGCUCGCCGGAUGCCUCUCAGCCUUCAAGCCAGUGGUGUGACCCUUCUGAGUAAAGGGUUAACAGGAGAUUUGGCUCACGGUGACGCUGGAAAAAUUUUGGAUGGGGGAAGCAGCGGUGAGCGGCCCAUGAUCACUUCUCCUCUCUCGUUGGUGAAGUUGGAGGAACAUCAACGCUCCAACAUCAACAAGUUUGAGCGGAGGCAGGCGAGACCCCUGGACGCUCCCCUCCACCGGGAAGAAGAAGGAGCCGAAUUCCAGCAGAAAAUGGAGGAGACGCGGCAACCGCCGCCACGGAUGAGGCCGGUGCCUUCCCUGGUUCCUCGUCCGCCGCAAACCUCUUUGGUGAAGUUUGUGGGGAACAUCUACACCCUCAAAUGCAGGUUCUGCGAGGUGGAAUUCCAAGGUCCCCUCUCCAUCCAGGAGGAAUGGGUUCGACAUCUCCAACGACACAUCCUGGAAAUGAAUUUUUCCAAAGCGGAUCCU